CUUCUCUUUCGCUUUUGCUCUCGCUCAUUUCAUGGCGAAUAAUGACGAAACUUCCGUUCUGGAUCUCAUCCGAAACCAUCUUCUCGGCGAUUACGCCUCACUUGAAAGCUUCAUUAACGAAAUCCCGAAUUGCUUAGUGAACAUGUCGGGAAAGGAAGAAUCGAUUACUGGAGAGACGUCAAAAGCGUCACGUUCCGAUUCAAAUUCCAAUUCUGAUUCUUUCUGUUCGCAAUCAGUGAGCUCUGGAUCUGUACCUCUUCCUAAGCUCAAAAAUGAGGUUUUUGAUGAUGGUUUUACAUCUCCAAUUUCCAAAUCUCUGGAUUCAAAUUCAGAAAUCUCUGUUUUCGAUUAUAUAAACCUUAAUGAAAAACAGGGUAGCGGAGAUGUCAACAUGCUCUGUUUCAGUGCUAAUGAUCAAAGCAAUUUCUUUCAAACCAAGACGAAGCCUCAAAUUAUCGAUUUGACGAACUCUAACUCUCCAACUUCUGCUCCUCGUCGACCAUCCCUGAAGAUCUCUCCCCCUCCGGCUAAGAUAAUCGAGUGGUUCGAUUUCACCCAAACUAAACCUGCUCCUGCCGUGGUCACAGCUCCAGUUCCAAUCCCAGCUCCAGCUCCGAACUCCGAGCCUUGUGAUUCUGAAGAGAGAAGACACUACAGAGGCGUGAGACAACGUCCAUGGGGGAAGUUCGCAGCGGAGAUCCGAGACCCCAACAAGAGAGGAUCAAGAGUUUGGUUGGGUACCUUCAACACCGCCAUUGAAGCUGCCAGGGCUUAUGACAGAGCAGCGUUCAAGAUGAGAGGAAGCAAAGCCAUUCUCAACUUCCCUCUCGAAGCUGGAAAGACAUCCGAACCAGUUUCCAGCAAUUGCAGGAAAAGACGCAGAGAAGCUGAAACAGAUGAACAACAAGAACAAGAAGAACUACAAGAAGCACCAAUGAAGUCUGUAAAGACAGAGUGGUCACCGGGAUCUGACGUCACAGCGACAGUCCCGGCAACCGGCCCGUUAACGCCGUCAAGUUGGACGGCCGUUUGGGAAGGUGGGGAUGUUGAGGGUGUGUUUAACGUGCCUCCACUGUCGCCGUUUUCUCCCCAUCCUCAGUUCGGUUAUCCACAACUCAUGGUCAUCUGAGAAGUUAAACGGUGCCGUCAGUAUCCGUUUGAGGUUGUAUUGUACAUAUACAGUUCUGAUGGUCGGUUUAAGAGUAUGUAUAUA
Messenger RNA from Telopea speciosissima, 1213 nucleotides. RefSeq names its product ethylene-responsive transcription factor 5-like. The coding region runs from base 32 to 1129 and encodes 365 amino acids. Gene Ontology annotation, molecular function: DNA-binding transcription factor activity; DNA binding. NCBI's taxonomy places the organism in Eukaryota, Viridiplantae, Streptophyta, Magnoliopsida, Proteales, Proteaceae. The transcript has a single exon. Gene Ontology annotation, biological process: ethylene-activated signaling pathway; regulation of DNA-templated transcription. The record is from RefSeq and is a predicted model, not a curated record.